This is a messenger RNA of Alligator sinensis (Chinese alligator), 6579 nucleotides long. RefSeq names its product cytoplasmic linker associated protein 2 (gene CLASP2). The transcript has 41 exons. The record is from RefSeq and is a predicted model, not a curated record. Gene Ontology annotation, molecular function: microtubule binding. Gene Ontology annotation, cellular component: mitotic spindle; microtubule organizing center; spindle microtubule. Gene Ontology annotation, biological process: mitotic spindle assembly. Lineage: Eukaryota; Metazoa; Chordata; Crocodylia; Alligatoridae. Bases 160 to 4482 code for a protein of 1440 amino acids.
CGCCUUGACGUAGUUGUUAAUGAGCUGGCGGCUUGGCUCAACUCCAGCAAUUUUAAGGUGGCAUUGCUUGGCUUAGAUGUUUUAGGUGCCUUUGUCGACAGACUAUCAGGACGCUUUAAAUCCUAUAUAGGAACUGUUCUUCUACCUUUGAUAGAUCGGAUGGGAGAUGCCAAAGACCAAGUUCGAGAGCAAGCCCAGAAUCUCAUAUUGAAAUUAAUGGACCAGACAGCAUCACCAAUGUACAUUUGGGAACGCCUUGCUGUUGGUUUUAAACACAAGAAUAACCGAUCCCGAGAGGGAGUGUGCUUGUGUCUCAUUGCAACCUUGAACGCUUAUGGUGCACAAUCGUUAAUCCUCAACAAAUUGGUUCCACACUUAUGCAUCUUGUUUGGAGACUCCAAUAGUCCGGUGAGAGAUGCUGCAUUAUUGGCAAUUGUGGAGAUUUAUAGACAUGUAGGGGAGAGAGUACGAGUAGACCUCAACAAAAGGGGAAUUCCCUCUGCAAGGUUACAAGUGAUCUUUGCAAAAUUUGAUGAAGUGAGAAACUCUGGAAAUAUGAUGAUUAGUACCAGUGAUAAAAGCUUUGAUGAUGAAGAGUCAGUGGAUGGAAAUAGGCCAUCGUCAGCUGCUUCAGCCUUCAAGGUUCCUGCACCUAAGAAGCCUGGAAAUCCUACAAACAGUGCAAGAAAACCAGGCUCAGCUGGUGGGCCAAAGGUUGGAGGUGCAUCCAAAGAUGGAGGAGCUGGAGCUGUUGAUGAGGAUGAUUUUAUUAAGGCAUUUACAGAUGUACCUACAGUACAGAUCUAUUCCAGUCGAGAACUUGAAGAAACGUUAAACAAAAUCAGGGAAAUUCUCUCAGAUGACAAGCAUGACUGGGAUCAACGAACCAUUGCACUUAAGAAAGUGCGGUCACUGCUUGUUGCUGGAGCUGCACAGUAUGACGGCUUUUUCCAGCAUUUACGAUUGUUGGAUGGUGCUUUUAAACUGUCAGCUAAGGAUCUCAGAUCGCAAGUUGUUAGAGAAGCGUGCAUUACCGUAGCCCAUCUUUCAACAGUUUUGGGAAACAAGUUUGACCAUGGCGCUGAAGCCAUUGUGCCUACUCUUUUUAAUCUGGUCCCCAACAGCGCCAAAGUCAUGGCAACUUCUGGGUGUGCAGCAAUCAGAUUCAUUAUUCGUCAUACCCAUGUGCCUAGACUCAUACCUUUAAUAACAAGUAACUGCACUUCAAAAUCAGUUGCUGUUAGAAGGCGCUCUUUUGAAUUUUUAGACCUGUUAUUGCAAGAGUGGCAAACACAUUCUUUGGAAAGGCAUGCAGCUGUCUUGGUUGAAACGAUCAAGAAGGGAAUCCAUGAUGCUGAUGCUGAGGCACGAGUGGAGGCAAGAAAAGCUUAUCUAGGUCUUAGAAAUCACUUCCCUAGUGAAGCAGAAGCUCUGUACAAUUCCCUUGAGCCAUCCUAUCAGAGAAGUCUACAGACUUACUUGAAGAAUUCUGGCAGCAUAGCAUCUCUUCCUCAAUCAGACAGGUCAUCCUCCAGCUCACAGGAGAGCCUCAAUCGCCCUCUGCCCUCUAAAUGGUCUACAGCCAGCCCAGCAAGUAUAGCCAGUAGAGUUUCAGGAAGUAGCAGCAAGACUGCCCCAAGUCCAGGAGCACUGCAGAGGUCACGCAGCGACAUCGAUGUUAAUGCUGCUGCAGGUGCAAAGGCACGGCAUGCUGCUGGACAGUCAUCAGGGGCUGGGCGUUUGUCUGCAGCUGGUCUGCCUCCAGGGUCAUAUGCUUCACUAGAGGAUACUUCUGACAAGAUGGAUGGAACAGCUUCUGAAGAUGGACGUGUACGAACAAAGCUUUCAACACCCUCUGUUGGUAUUGGAAACUCAAAAACAGAUUCCAGAGGACGUAGUAGAACAAAAGUGGUGUCUCAGUCGCAGCGUUCGUCAUCGCCAGACAAAAAUGAAGCUGGUAGCCGAUCUGGAUCUCCUGGAAGAGUUUUGACGACAACCACACUCUCCACUAUGAAUACAGGGGUUCAGAGAGUGUUAAUCAAUCCUGCAACAGCUCAGAAACGUAGCAAGAUCCCACGAAGCCAAGGAUGCAGUAGAGAAGCUAGUCCUUCUCGAUUGUCAGUAGCACGAGGCAGCCGCAUUCCUCGACCUAGUGUGAGUCAGGGGUGCAGUCGGGAGGCCAGCCGUGAAAGUAGCAGGGACACGAGCCCUGUCCGCUCUUUUCCACCCCUUGGUACAGGUUUUGGGAUCAGCCAGUCAAGUAGAUUGUCAUCAUCGGUUAGUGCUAUGCGUGUUCUGAACACAGGUUCUGAUGUGGAAGAAGCAGUUGCAGAUGCAUUGCUCUUAGGAGACAUGCGGACUAAGAAAAAACCUGUACGAAGGAGGUAUGAAUCUUAUGGAAUGUACUCGGAUGAUGAUGCCAAUAGUGAUGCAUCCAGUGCCUGCUCAGAAAGAUCGUACAGCUCUCGGAAUGGCAGCAUUCCUACAUACAUGCGCCAAACAGAAGAUGUAGCAGAGGUCCUCAAUCGUUGUGCUAGCUCCAAUUGGUCAGAAAGAAAAGAAGGUCUUCUAGGUCUACAAAAUUUAUUAAAAAAUCAGAGGACUUUAAGUCGAGUUGAAUUGAAAAGAUUGUGUGAAAUCUUCACCAGGAUGUUUGCUGACCCUCACAGCAAGGUGUUCAGUAUGUUUUUGGAGACUUUGGUAGAUUUCAUCCAGGUCCAUAAAGAGGAUCUACAGGAUUGGUUGUUUGUAUUGCUGACACAGCUGCUGAAAAAAAUGGGUGCUGAUUUGCUUGGGUCUGUACAAGCAAAAGUUCAGAAGGCACUUGAUAUCACAAGAGAAUCUUUUCCAAAUGAUCUCCAAUUCAGUAUUUUAAUGAGAUUCACUGUUGACCAGACCCAGACACCAAGCUUGAAGACAGUCAAGCCAGCACUGCAGGACCAGCUUCGCUCUUUUUGGAGCUCAAAGGUAAAAGUUGCAAUUCUUAAAUACAUAGAGACACUUGCACAGCAGAUGGACCCAGGGGACUUUGUUAAUUCAAGUGAGACUCGGUUGGCAGUAUCUCGAAUCAUCACCUGGACCACAGAACCUAAAAGCUCAGAUGUUAGGAAGGCAGCACAGUCGGUGCUGAUUUCCCUAUUUGAACUUAACACUCCAGAGUUUACAAUGUUACUAGGUGCUUUACCAAAAACAUUUCAAGAUGGAGCCACAAAGCUUCUCCACAAUCAUCUCCGGAAUACAGGCAAUGGUGGCCAGGGGUCAGUGGGAAGCCCCUUAACAAGGCCUACUCCACGCUCACCAGCCAGCUGGUCCAGUCCUCUCACUUCCCCAACCAAUACAUCACAGAAUACUUUGUCACCAAGUGCAUUUGAUUAUGACACAGAAAACAUGAAUUCUGAAGACAUAUAUAGUUCUCUUCGUGGAGUUACUGAAGCCAUUCAAAACUUCAGUUUCCGUAGUCAAGAAGAUAUGAAUGAGCCUAUGAAACGGGAUUCCAAAAAAGACAAUGAUGGUGAUUCACUAUGCAGUGGUUCUGGAAUAGCGGAUCUGCGAGCAGGAAGUGGUUUUACUGAUACAGGCCGAACAGCUCUUGAUAACAAAACAUCAUUACUUAACACGAUGCCUCCUCACUCUUCACCACGUUCACGAGAUUAUAACCCGUAUAAUUAUUCAGAUAGCAUCAGUCCUUUUAAUAAAUCUGCUUUAAAAGAAGCCAUGUUUGAUGAUGAUGCAGAGCAGUUUCCUGAUGAGCCUCCCCUGGACCAUUCUGAUCUGGUUGCAGAGUUACUGAAGGAACUGUCAAACCAUAAUGAGAGAGUUGAAGAAAGAAAGGCUGCCCUCUACGAGCUUAUGAAAUUGACUCAAGAAGAGUCCUUUGGUGUUUGGGAUGAGCACUUCAAAACAAUACUACUCCUGUUACUUGAAACACUUGGGGACAAAGAGCAUGCAAUCAGAGCUUUAGCACUGAAAGUUUUAAGAGAAAUUCUAAGGAACCAACCAGCAAGAUUUAAAAAUUAUGCCGAGCUUACAAUCAUGAAGACUCUAGAAGCUCAUAAGGAUCCUCAUAAGGAGGUGGUGAGAUCUGCUGAAGAAGCUGCUUCAAUGCUAGCCACUUCCAUUAGCCCAGAUCAGUGCAUCAAAGUUCUUUGUCCCAUUAUCCAAACUGCAGAUUAUCCCAUCAAUUUGGCUGCAAUUAAAAUGCAGACAAAAGUAAUAGAAAGAGUAUCUAAAGAAACUCUAACUCAGCUUUUACCAGAGAUUGUGCCAGGUCUAAUACAGGGCUAUGAUAAUUCAGAGAGCAGUGUUCGUAAGGCUUGUGUUUUCUGCCUUGUAGCCAUCCAUGCAGUAAUUGGCGAUGAACUUAAACCACAUCUUAGUCAACUCACUGGCAGUAAAAUGAAAUUACUGAACCUUUACAUCAAACGUGCACAGACAGGCUCUGGAGCAGGUGAUACAGCAACAGACGUUUCUGGACAAAGCUAAUGAAUCUGGCGACAGUGAACCAGGUCUCCUAAAGAAAGGACAGACCCUCAUCAGUGAAAGGAAAAUUCUCACGUUCACCUUUUCAAACUCUUCUCGUUCUGUUUUGGGUUUUUUGUUUGUUUUUUGGGGAUUUUUUUCCUUUAACCGGAGGCUAACCUCAGCCUGCAUGUGACUGUUGCAGUAGAGUUAUUCCAAAACCAAGGAGAAACAGUAUUAAUAUCAGUUGAUAAAAGAAAUUAAUUAAAAAAAAAAAUCUAAUCCAUCACUUUUCCUGUUCACACUCCUCUGUGUCUUCCCAUUAACUUUUGCCAGUGUUAAAUUGUAUUUAAAAGAAUUUUAAAAAAUGCUAAUUAAACAGGAAUGCUUUAAGCUUUAAAAUUUAAAAAUCUAAAUUCCUUUGCUUUCAUUUGGCUGCAGAAUAACAUUUUUUAUUGUUCUUUUGUUUAAGUAUAUCAUGUUCUUUGCUAGAAACAAGAAAUGGUGCGAAACAAGGCAGGACCAGUCUGAACUGCAUCUAGACUCGGUCACUGUAUUGGUGGUACAUCAUCUUAUUUACAUCUUGUUUGGGAUACUACGGAGACUGAAAAUUAUACCUGUUUAAAAAAAAAAAAGCUGGAUUGAUCCUGUUCUGUAAAAGUGAUAUUGUUCAUUGGUUGUAUAUGUUUGUCCCAUAAAUAAGAAUUUAGAAUGAGCAGUAGGGGACUAGUACCACUAGUACCUCCUAAUGUGGAAGACAGCCUUUUCAGAGUACAGUGGUACAGAACUGGUGAUAGUGUGGCAGCCUGCUAUCUUGCAGCACAGUAAGCGAUCACUUGAUGGACAUGAACCAUCCUUGUCACCAUCACUUCUUCAAGCAGGAUGCCUUAGAAUGGAGUGCUCUGACCAAGCAUGCUCAGUACGUAUUUAUAUUUAUCACUAGACUGUUUCCUCUCAACCUAAUUGCUGGAAUCAGUAGUUUUGUAUCAUAAGUCACACUGGGGAUAUAUGACAGCAGUGCAGAGGAGUGUUUAUUGGUUAUCUUUCUAAAACAGUAAGAUUUUUCUGCACUGAAUUUUAGGGUGGGGGGAGAAUCACAAGCGCUAUGGAUCUUGCCACUCUUUAAUUUAAAAAAAAAAAAAAACAGUUUUGGAUGAGUUGGGAAAGCUACACCAAAUUAUUUGCAUGGUUUCCUUGAAUAGCAUUGUCAAGACCCAUCUGGAUUAAGCUGUGGAAAUGUUUUCAGGUUGUUUUUUGCAUUUUUUAUUUUGGUUUAUUGUGAAUAAUACUUCUUUGUAUUUAUGAACUUGAUAACGGAAAGAGAACAAAGAUCAAGUAAAUACCUGUCCCUAAAUGUCUUCUGUUUCUCAGAUGUGAUCAGUGAGCGACAAGCUACUUAUCUAAGAGAUGGGGUAAAACAGCACCCUUUCCAGGAAUGAUGGAAAUUAACGUUUUUUUGGGUUUUUUUACCAUUUCAUUGUCUAGUUUUAGGAAGUGUGUCCUGAUAAGAGAGAAAAUAGCAGUGCCAAGGAUGUUCUGUGCUAGGCUAAAAUUCUCUCUACCUCUUCAGGGUGAUUACUUUUGACUGAGCUGCUGCCCAUAGUGUCUUGUGGAAAAGCUGUCUAUGGAAAUCUUUUUUUUAAUUAUUUUUCAGAUUAUCAUUUGUUACUGUGUAUUCAAAGCCGUAUUCUACAACACAUAGGCAAAUAUCAUGACAAACUGCUAAUGCACUGUACUUACUAGUUACCCUGAAUCACAAAAUUGAAUAACAGUAGAGCUGAAUACUUGCAAUUGCAUACAUUGACAGGUCAUUUUCACUUUGAUUUGAAGUGAAUUUGAUAAAGAGGAGACAUGGUUGUUAAGCAAUUUGCUGUUGUUGCAGAGAUCUGUCCUAUUGGAGAAAAACUGUAGAAAUGUAUGUAAAAACUUUUAAAAAAGAAAAAAAAUUGUCAUUUGUCAUCAUCCCUUUUUUUAGCAGCUGCAUCAGGAAAAUAGUAUCUCCCCUUUCUUUCCUCCGUUGUGUAACAUUCUUGUUGUUUUCUACUGGUUAAUUACAUUGUGUAUUUAUAGUUCUAUGCUUACCAUUGUGCAUAUACUGGCAAUAAAAUGUACAUAACAUUA